Messenger RNA from Lolium rigidum, 1923 nucleotides. RefSeq lists its product as uncharacterized. The transcript has 7 exons. Lineage: Eukaryota; Viridiplantae; Streptophyta; Magnoliopsida; Poales; Poaceae. The coding region runs from base 1 to 1668 and encodes 555 amino acids. The record is from RefSeq and is a predicted model, not a curated record.
AUGGACCCCGCGGGGCUGCGCCCGUGCCCGCCGGAUCCCGCCGGAUCGGGCGCGCCGCCGCCGCAGACGGCCGAGGAAUUGAGCGCGAGGGCGGCCGGGAGCGGCGGCGCGUGCGGGGCGGCGGCUCCGGUGGUCGAAUUGGGAGAUAUGAGGGUGGGGAUUUUGGAAUCUUCAGAUCAAAUAAAAGGAUGUUUGCAUCCUGGUAAUACCAAGGAUAUACCUCAAUUUACUGUUGAAGGUGCCAGAAAUUGUGAAUAUGAGGCCCCUUCAUUGCCUCGGGCUGGUCCACUUCUUCAGUUAGAACCUGCUUGCCUGACCUUGGGUCGUUCUUCGGAUGCAGUGUUGGCAGAAAAUUUGCAUGACACUGAUCCUUUAGCACGUGGCAAAGAAAACAUCAGGACAGACUUGCAACGUAAGCCUGAUGCAAAGCAAAGUGAGAAUAGGAUCAGUGAUGCACCCCUUGGAUUGGAUCUUAAUACACUGGAUCCUUCGGAUCCGGCAGAGCUCAAUCCCUUCUUUCCUUACAAGAAGCUGGGGCAGUCGAAAGUUAGUGAUCCAUCAGAAUGUGGUAGUACAACUGGUGCUACCGGAGAAAGUGAGUCCCAUAGAAAGUGGAGAGAAAUGAAGCAGAAUGGCUUCCUUUCUUCAUCCCAUGGAACUGCAGUAGCACCUAAGCCACGAGGUCGACCCCCCAAGCGGAAAAGGGACGAUGAACUCAAGAGGAGCACUUUUACCCAGAAUGAACAAACCAAGUUCACAAAGGUUGCUGCUCCUAGUGGCCUAUUAUCUGGGCUAAAUCCUGGAAUAAUAAACCAUGUAAGAAAUAGCAAGCAAGUGCAUUCCAUAAUAAAGGCAAUGGUACGCUCCGAGGAGCUCGAGAAUGCAUGUCAGCCUGGUUUUGCUAGCCAGCAAGGUGAAAGAGGGAAAGAAGUUUCUGAUAGAAUUCAGGAGCAGAAGUAUGCAGACAGUUUGAUGAAGUGCCAUUUUAUGAUGGAAGGUAAUAAUACAAUGUUUCACCAAGGGCUGCCCACCACAUCGAAGUUCCUCCCAGAGGGUGGUGACAAUCUGAAAUUGCAACUCUCAUCAACAGUCACUAUGGCUUCGGAUGGGACAUGCAGUACUUUAGCCGAUGAUGAAUCUAAACAUGACUACAUGACUGUGCUAUCUGUAAAGGCGGCAAGUGUUGCCUCUCAGUGGCUGGAGCUCCUACAGCAGGAUAUAAGAGGGCGGCUUGCUGCUCUGAAGCGCAGUAGGAAGAGAGUCAGGAACGCUCUUCAAACUGAACUGCCACACCUGAUAUCAACAGAAUUUUCAUCUAACCAAGAGAAUGAACCAUCCAUUGCUGGAGGUGGAUCCACUGGAAAAACAGUUUCAGAAGCACAUAUUGCUCGGUGGAGGUCUCUUUUCGUUCAGAUGGAAAGAACACUGCAGGAGGAGGGGAGGCAAUUGGAAAAUCGGAUGAAGGAAGUGCAAGCAAUGUUACUGAAUUGUGAUAAAGGGCUAACCCAAGUGACCCGUGAGGCUCCAUCACUAGGCCCAAUGGCCGAACUAUGGAAGCUGAAGAGCCCGGAGAUUUCCGAGAGCGAGUGGGCAGUGCAAGCUGCCGCGGCGUCGAUCUACUCGACCUGCAACCUGGUCAUGAAAGCCGAGAACGUUUCAUGCUUCUGAUCUUCCAGACAUUAGGAUCUUGUCUGUCGCAUUCUCCCCUAUUUUCCUCUUACUGAUCUUAACCUUGGCUUUGAGGUUUAGGUUCGGUUAGUUACCCAUAAUAGCCUAGGCAAUCCUCUCAUUUUUUCCCCAGUCAUCUCCUUGUUGAGUAUUGAGUGAAGUUGUGGUUUGUGCUGCUCCUUUAAUGUAACGUGAUGAAGCACCUGUGUGUGUGUGUCUGUUGUUACCAACUUACCAAUUCUUUCACAGGCCUGU